AAACGAGUUUCAAUCCACUUUCCUGACCCCAACCAUCCUGCCCAGUCUCCGCUUCCCCGUCUUGUACACCCCUAACUCCUGAGGCUCCUCCGAAUCACGCGAGUGGAAGCGGAGAAGCUCAAGUGGCCGCCAUGUCAGAGGCUUAUUUCCGAGUGGAGUCGGGUGCGCUGGGGCCUGAGGAGAACUUUCUUUCUUUGGACGACAUCCUGAUGUCCCACGAGAAGCUGCCGGUGCGCACGGAGACCGCCAUGCCUCGCCUUGGCGCUUUCUUCCUGGAGCGGAGCGCAGGCGCCGAGACUGACAACGCGGUCCCACAGGGUUUUGCUCUGUUGCCCAGGCUGGAGUGCAGUGGUGUGAUAUGGCUCACUGCAGCCUUGACCUCCCAGGCUCCAGAGAUCCUCCCACCUCAGCCACCUAUGUGGCUGGUAUUGCAGGGUUCCAAGCUUGAACUACCCUUGUGGCUGGCAAAAGGACUUUUUGACAACAAGCGACGGAUCCUUUCUGUGGAACUCCCCAAGAUCUACCAAGAGGGUUGGAGGACUGUGUUCAGUGCAGAUCCCAAUGUGGUGGACCUCCACAAAAUGGGGCCCCAUUUCUACGGGUUUGGCUCCCAGCUCCUGCAUUUUGACAGUCCCGAGAAUGCAGACAUUUCCCAGUCUCUGCUGCAGACUUUUAUCGGACGUUUUCGCCGCAUCAUGGACUCCUCACAGAAUGCUUACAACGAAGACACUUCAGCCCUGGUAGCCAGGCUAGACGAGAUGGAGAGGGGCUUAUUUCAAACAGGGCAGAAAGGACUGAAUGACUUUCAGUGUUGGGAGAAGGGGCAGGCUUCUCAGAUCACAGCUUCCAACCUCGUUCAGAAUUACAAGAAGAGAAAAUUCACUGAUAUGGAAGACUGAAAGCCGGAAGAACACAGAAUGGCUCCUCACAGACGUAUCCCUCCGUGUGUCCUUGAUAGGAGCUGGUUGACCUUGUACAGAACCAGAAUCCUGUCCCAUUUCAUGGCUUAUUUCCUGUGGCCAUAGAGAAUUAUAGGGAACUGGACAUGCUGGAGGAUGUGGGUGUCCCUGGCUCUGUGAGUCUUCCAGGACCGUCCCACCCUGCUGACCCACAGCCCAGGCCCUUUAACCCAAGAACCCAUGGCCAAGGAGAAAUCAAAGUCCUUCCUAAAUAAGAAUCACUGCCAUAUAAUAUAUCACAGUAGAGUUGCAACUGAGAUUCCUUGUGUCUGGGAGUUUGGACAGCUUCAGAUGUACAGUUUCACUAGCCACAAAGCACAGGUACAAACUGGGUCAUCGCCUGUUCACAAAAUGCUCUCUUGAUCUUAUUUGCCUCAUCUUCCUCAUGGUUGUACAGAGGAUAGCACCCCACCAUGCCAGCCUGACUUGGAGAUAUCUCCUGCUGCCUGCCUGCAGGGAGUUACCCCAGUUUCCAAAAACAGUCGCCCAGAUAAAGGAGGAAAAGGGAAAGGCAGACGAAUGGCAUGGCUUUUACUAAAGAAAAGAUGUUGGCCUCAUACUCUAUACUCAGGGCUUAAUGAACUGGAAUCUGCAUAACUCAGCAGUCAACCCAGAAGGGAAAUGGUUAAACUGAGCUUGUUAUUGCCUCGGAGAGCCUAAGAGCACCCGCACACUUAAUUCUACUCCCUGUCUAGAAAAGCUGUCAGGGAGUCGUUUGGAAUUGCAAUGUAGUUAUUAAGGGCUGUUAACCAGCCUGCAUUACAUCUGGAAGUCAGGACUUGGGUGCUGACUAUGAAGGGCCCUGUUUUCAAAAUCUAACAUUGCAAGUGUAAAUGGGCAAGAAGCCUCCGUUGUGCUUUUUUUUUCCUCUUCAGUAACUUUUGCAACAUUAUUGCAUAGAAGAUCCCUGACCAUUUACUAGGAACCUGGUUAAGCAAGCACUAAUCUCUUUUCCUGGAGAUCAAGGAUGCAACCUCAGGUUGAGAAAGAAACAGGGUUCCCUGGGCCCAUUAGACUGUUUGCAGGGCAUCACUGCUUCCCCCUGACACCUCACAACUAGCAAAAAUUGUCUUUGUCUUUGGAAAUUAUAGAGGGAUUUGGGUAUCCAGAUUGUGCAGAUGCAAACUUAGGCUGUCUUGAUGCAAACUUAGAACCACAGAAAUGCUUUUAAAAUGCCUGUUUUAAGAUGGAAUUGUUGUUUUUAUAAUUUGAUUUUAGUGCUAAAUAAAUGAUUGGCUUUGUACAUGAAUAUGUUCUGUACAAGUGCUCUUUCACUAGUACUACAGAUAAUCAAAGCUAUCAGAAUUGUGUCUUUGAUCAUAUUUGACGGUAAUACACAAAUCCAUGUUUUAGCAGCU
Molecule: messenger RNA, 2317 nt
Organism: Homo sapiens (human)
Lineage: Eukaryota; Metazoa; Chordata; Mammalia; Primates; Hominidae
Gene: GINS3
Product: GINS complex subunit 3
Exons: 4
Coding region: 132-899 (255 amino acids)
Biological process (GO): DNA replication
Cellular component (GO): chromosome; nucleus
Source: RefSeq, marked reviewed